CUCGGCUACACCCAGAGGGCUAUCUCGUCUGGGCACUUUUUACAUAAGGCACCUGCUAGAAGUUUCCGUGUACAUUCUACAGGAACUCGGUACCAGCAGGACUAAUAGUUUCAGAUUAUAUUUCCUGUUCUGAAUGAUAGUUAUGGAGCAUCUCAGUAUUCUGUCAAUCAGUGCUCAGCAGCUACGCAGGCUACCUAAAGUCUUGGAGGACAGCCUACCUGUGAUGCCAAGCACUGUCAAGGAUUGUGAUGUACCGAGCCUUUUUCGGGAACCCUAUAUUCACUCUGGUUAUCGCCCAGUGGGCCAGGAAUGGCGGGUUUACCUCCUUAGUCUUUUUCAACAGCAUAAUGAAGCUCUGAAUGUUUGGACUCACUUGCUGGCUGCAGUUGCAGUUUUUCUGCGAUUCUGGGCUUUUAUUGAGACUUCAAACCUUUCCCUGGAUGCAUAUUCCCUUCCUCUUUACAUUUUUGUGCUGUCAGCCCUCAUAUAUCUAUCUUUUAGUGUGCUGGCACAUUUGUUUCAGUCAAAAUCAGAGCUUACGCAUUACUCUUUUUAUUUUUUAGACUAUGUUGGUGUAAGCAUUUAUCAGUAUGGAAGUUCUCUGGCUCAUUAUUUUUAUAGUUCUGAACAAUCCUGGCAUAAUAAAAUGGCUUACAUUUUUCUACCCGGAGCUGCUUUUUUAGGUUGGCUCUCUUGCACUGGCUGUUGUUAUGCUAAAUACCGAUAUCAACGUCCGUAUCCUGUGGAAAGAAAAAUCUGUCAAGUCAUUCCAGCUGGUCUUGCAUAUAUACUGGACAUAAGCCCAAUUGUUCACCGUAUUGUAACUUGCUGGGAUGAUCCAGCUGUGAAUUUUCACACUCUUCAAAUUGUAUUUUUUCUCCUUGCAGCAUUUUUUUUCUCAUACCCUGUUCCAGAAAAGUUUUUCCCUGGUUGUUGUGAUAUUGUAGGUCAUGCCCACCAGAUAUUCCAUUUAUUUCUCUCAUUGUGCACUCUUUGUCAGAUGGAAGGUUUGCUUACAGACUUUUUAAUGAGACGGGAUGUUCUUCUGCAAAGACAUACAUCUGGGAUGGUAGUUGUUGUCUCUGUUUCUUUCCCAGUACUUGUCAUGUGCAGUAUGCUAACAGCAGGGUACUUAAGACAAAAUGUACAAUUGCACUUGAACAAAAAGGAAAAAUAGAAACCAAGAUGAAGGCGUCUUUUAAGCAAUGACUUUUCAUUAGAUGUUGUAUUUCGUAUGACAUAACAUUAAUAAUUCUCUAAAAUAUUUACAUGAUUUAGUCACAUUUACUCUGUGUUAUUCCAUCUGUAAUCCUGAAUUGUAACACUAGUUACGAAACAUGGUUGAAUGAAAUUACGUAUUACAAUGUUUAAAAAAAUGUAUUUGGACAGUAAUAUUUUUAAAGAAAGAGUAUCUAACUUCAGACAAAAAGGAGCAAAACGGUGAAUACACCAUUAAUACUGUAGUAAAACACUCACUGUAUGGCAACAUGCAAUAAAUAUGUCAAUAAACUGAAGAAAUUUCUAGCACUUUCAUGAUUUAUUUUAAACAAAUAGCAACAUUAAAUUUUGAACAAAUACAAUGAUUAAAUUAUCCUUAUAAGUCAGGCAUAUGCUAGAAAUUGAAACUGUGAAAAUAUAUGGUGCUUUAGAUAUAGGAGAAUUAUUUAAUUAAAUACUAUCUUAAUAUGCUUUUUGUGGAUUUAAGAACUAAGAGAAUAUGUCCCUCGAGGAUAUUAUGUAAAAAUAAUUAAAUUCUAAAAAAAAAAAAAAAUUAUCAUAGCUCUGCCAACAAUGCUCUUUAAAUGACUGACCUCCCAUCCAGGGUUUGCUUUUGCCUAGCAUAGAAUACUGGCUGGAAAGCUCUGCAAUUCCUUGUAUUAGACAAAGUGAAAAAAAAAGGAUGGAGGAAUAAUUGCUAGUAGUUGUGUGCCUUCUUCAAAUGUUCACUUUUAACUGUGGCCUCUUUUGCAUCCAUACUAAUCAGUAUCUGUUUUCCAUCCAUCCAUUUUCCAACCCGCUGAAUCCGAACACAGGGUCACGGGGGUCCGCUGGAGCCAAUCCCAGCCAACACAGGGCACAAGGCAGGAACCAAUCCCGGGCAGGGUGCCAACCCACCGCAGGACACACACAAACACACCCACACACCAAGCACACACUAGGGCCAAUUUAGAAUCGCCAAUCCACCUAACCUGCAUGUCUUUGGACUGUGGGAGGAAACCGGAGCGCCCGGAGGAAACCCACACACACACGGGGAGAACAUGCAAACUCCACGCAGGGAGGACCCGGGAAGCGAACCCGGGUCUCCUAACUGCAAGGCAGCAGCGCUACCACUGCGCCUAAGUAUCUGUUUUGAUUUAGUUUAUUUUAUAAGGAAAUGAAUAAGAAUAUAAAACCUGCUCGAUUUCCAUCCAACCAUCCAUUUUUAAGGCUUUGUUUUCCAAUAUAGUAUCCUAAAGUGGUCCUACAGCAGUGGCUCCAAAGCUCUUGAUGGGUUCUAGGCAAGGUUUCUACUUUGCAAAUUCUGUUCAUAUAUACUCUAAUAAAUAAAUGUAUCCCCUUAUAAUGCACACAAUAAUAAUAUAAUAAUUUUAAUAUAUACAGUAAUCAUAUAUAAAAGGAUAUUCAUAGUAUAUACAUGGAAAAAUUAUGUAAUUAAUUUAAAUCAUAAUUAAAUGCAAAUGUACAUUUUCAAGACAAAAGGUAGGCCUAUAAGGGGUGGUGCUUGUCCCUAAAAACCUAUUGCCAACUGGACACCCCCUCACAUACUUUAUUGUUAAUGCAUGCAAUAAAGCAUAAUAUAAAAUUAAAAUUGCACAAUUAUUGAGGCCUCUCAAUUUAAUUGAUGAUUUAUAAUUUUAAACAACAUGGAUCUCCAGACCAGUGGUAGUAGUGUUAGCAGUACUGAAACUUUCUUGAAAUUUCUGACAAUGCACCAAAAUCAUCAUUCUCCAUUGUCAUGAUUAACACUGUAAUAUUACUGAAAAUAAAUUAUCUCACUCCAAUCACUUUGGAUUAUGAAAAUCUUUCAUCUUAAUGCUAUGUUUUGCUUUCUGUAUUGAUAACAGAGAAAGCAAUGCACUUUAAGUGGUAGGAACAAAUAAUUGUAUUAUUGUUAAAAGAAAACUUAUUUUGUGUUUGUGUAACAAAUGGAAAUCAAGAAAAUUUAAAUAAAUUUAUCACUGAUACAUUUUUAUUAAAGAUUAAUAAAAUCA
Molecule: messenger RNA, 3212 nt
Organism: Erpetoichthys calabaricus (reedfish)
Lineage: Eukaryota; Metazoa; Chordata; Cladistia; Polypteriformes; Polypteridae
Gene: paqr8
Product: progestin and adipoQ receptor family member VIII
Exons: 2
Coding region: 134-1177 (347 amino acids)
Biological process (GO): response to steroid hormone
Cellular component (GO): plasma membrane
Molecular function (GO): nuclear steroid receptor activity; steroid binding
Source: RefSeq, a predicted model, not a curated record